GAAGGCUGAAGCCGACCUCCUCCUCGGGAGUCGGGACCUCAACUGUCAAACAAAGGUAAACAUGGGACCCACUCCACAUGGCCCCAUCACCCCCAAAGUCCCAAACUACUUCACUUUCCAGUUUCCACUCUCACAGUUACCGUUCAAGAUCCUACUAACCACCCCCCCAACUCUUUCUGAAACCCCAAAACCCUAAACACUUCCUCUGGCUCCCAAGAUAUAAAGGUUUUCGUCUCUUACUUUCUUUCACAAUGCCAAAAUCUUUCUAGGGUUUCCACUAUGCUCUGUUUCUACAAUCUUGUCCUCCUCUUCUUGAUCUCGCUCUGGAGCUCCCACAGCUCUUGCAAUGGCGGCCGCAUCUUCAGCUUCAAGAUGCACCACCGCUUCUCCGAUCCCGUCAGGAAGUGGUCCAAGGCCGCCGGCGACAGAUGGCCGGAGAAGGGCACGGUCGAGUACUACGCCGAGCUCGCCGACCGCGAUCGCCUCCUCCGCGGUCGCAAGCUCUCUGAGUUCGACGCUCCGCUCGCCUUUUCCGACGGAAACUCAACCCUCCGGAUCAGCUCCCUGGGAUUUUUGCAUUAUACGACGGUGCAGUUGGGGACGCCGGGAGUGAAGUUUAUGGUGGCGCUGGACACGGGGAGUGACCUAUUCUGGGUACCCUGUGAUUGCAGUAGAUGUGCUCCUACCGUGGGCACUGUUUACGCUUCUGAUGUUGAGCUUAAUAUAUACAACCCUAAAGGAUCAUCAACAAGCAAAAAGGUUACUUGCAACAACAGUCUGUGUGCACACCGUAAUCGAUGCCUUGGAACGUUCAGUAAUUGCCCUUACAUGGUCUCUUAUGUCUCAGCUGAAACAUCUACUUCGGGGAUAUUGGUAGAGGAUGUUCUGCACUUAACAACAGAAGAUACUCAUGAAGAGCCUGUUGAGGCAUACGUCACAUUUGGCUGUGGGCAGGUUCAAAGUGGUUCGUUUUUGGAUGUUGCAGCUCCCAAUGGUUUAUUUGGGCUUGGUAUGGAGAAGAUAUCAGUUCCUAGCAUUCUAUCAAGUGAGGGAUUUACAGCAGAUUCUUUCUCCAUGUGCUUUGGACAUGAUGGGAUUGGAAGGAUCAGUUUUGGUGACAAGGGUAGUCCUGAUCAAGAAGAGACCGCAUUUAAUUUGAACCCAUCACACCCAACCUAUAACAUUACUGUUACUCAGAUUCGAGUUGGCACAACUCUGAUUGAUGUGGAUUUCACUGCUCUGUUUGAUUCUGGAACAUCUUUUACAUACUUGGUUGAGCCAACCUAUACCAGGCUUGCAGAGGGUUUUCAUUCACAGACUCAAGAUAGGCGGCGUCCACCUGAUUCAAGGAUCCCUUUUGAAUAUUGUUAUGACAUGAGUCCUAAUGAGAAUGCUAGUCUGGUACCUAGCGUGAGUUUAACCAUGAAAGGUGGAAGCCAGUUUGCUGUCUAUGAUCCCAUAAUUGUCAUCUCCACUCAGAGUGGACUUGUUUAUUGCCUUGCUAUUGUCAAGAGCACAGAACUGAAUAUAAUUGGACAAAACUUAAUGACUGGCUACCGUGUUGUAUUUGACCGAGAAAAACUUGUCUUGGGCUGGAAGAAGUUUGACUGUUAUGACAUUGAAGAUCAUCAUACUUUCCCAAUAAAACCGCACUCUAUCACUACUUCUCCUGCUGUCGCUGCCGGACUAGGGAACUAUACUCCAAAAUCAACAAAAGAGACCGCAGAUAGUUCGCAGAGUUCAGUUGCAUGGCCAUCUUUCUGCAGUCAUAUUUCUCCUCUGACUUGCUUCAGAUUUCUCGUCAUACUGUUUCUGUUAUUGUAGCUUUUCUAAGGUCAUUUGUUUUUCAGGCCUACAAUUUUCAUACGGUAGUAAAUUUUAGGUCAUAUCCCUGUAUCAUAUGUUGAUGUAAGUAUUUCUUUUACUAGUCCCAUUUUUUAGUCCACAUAUGGGUUCGCGUUACGUUUGUUCUUUAGCUCAUGGCACGCCAGAAUAUCUCUAUCCUGUCUGGGGAAUGUGAACAUAGUGCACUUACACCAUACAGUACGCCAUUCUAAUUUGUAAAAUUUCUGCCUUCCUAGUU
This is a messenger RNA of Alnus glutinosa, 2083 nucleotides long. Its product is annotated as aspartyl protease family protein 1-like. Bases 280 to 1824 code for a protein of 514 amino acids. Gene Ontology annotation, biological process: proteolysis. Gene Ontology annotation, molecular function: aspartic-type endopeptidase activity. NCBI's taxonomy places the organism in Eukaryota, Viridiplantae, Streptophyta, Magnoliopsida, Fagales, Betulaceae. The transcript is spliced from 10 exons. The record is from RefSeq and is a predicted model, not a curated record.